Helianthus annuus (common sunflower) is the source of this 1556-nucleotide messenger RNA. RefSeq lists its product as uncharacterized. NCBI's taxonomy places the organism in Eukaryota, Viridiplantae, Streptophyta, Magnoliopsida, Asterales, Asteraceae. Bases 1 to 822 code for a protein of 273 amino acids. The record is from RefSeq and is a predicted model, not a curated record. The transcript has 5 exons.
AUGUCGGAGCACAUCACAUUCUACGCGGAACGAGACACUAGUGCACAGCCGUUCUUUCUCUGCAGAUCUAAAAACACACAUAGAAACCCUAAUCCUCUAACUUCCAUCUCAAACAUACAGACAUCAACAAUCAAUCACUCCAUACCCUUCCUCUCGUGCUCCUCUCUGUCUCGUUACAGCCAGCCGGCGACUAACUGGCCGUUGUCGGCUGUUCUCCUCCUGCACCCCCCUUCAUCAGUUAGAGAUGAACACCACCACCACCAUCGGGUGGUGGUGAGCGACGGAUGGAUCGAGAAACCGAGGAGAGAGGGAGAGAAAUCUGAGAGAUCGAGAGUGAAAGAGAGACCGGAGGAGGGUGGUGAUGGCGACAGCCGACGCCGUCUGCGGAGGAGCGAUGGAGGAGACAACGACGACGGUGAGUUACUUUCCAACAUAUUUCUGAUAUUGAAGAUGGUGGUAGUGGUGCGACACCACUGUCGGAGACCUCUGGCCGGCAUCGGCGGCGGAGGUGGGUACUAUAUUCAGCAGGUUCGGUGUCGGGUCAGAUUACGUGUUCCGGUUUUGCGAGUCAAGUCUCGGGUUUGGACAACUUCGGUCAACGCUGGUCAACAGGAGUCAAGGGCAGUCAACAGCAGUCAACGGGUUGGUUUCGGGACAAACCCGGUCAGCCACGGUCGAAAUCAGUCAACGCAGUCAAGACUCGGUCAACUCAGUUCAGUUUGGUCAACUCGGAUUUUGGGUUGGUUUAACUCGGUCAAACCGAGUCAAACUCGGUUAACGACAGUCAACUCGAAGAUCCGGAAUGCUUUAGUUGCACGCUAGCUAAUUCACGAUUCUUGGAACGGCACUACGGAAUCACACUUUAAGAUAGCUUUGCACAGGAAUAUCCAGGUAGCAUUUUCAAAACUACGGAACGGUUGGAAUAGGAGAACCCACGGGAUUUCGAGUACUUAGUGGGCGUUCACUGUUUAGAAGUCUUAGUCUUUUGCUUCCGCUGUGCAAUGAAGAUACCGGUCCAGUCACGCCAAGCUCUGAUAUUUCGGGGUGUGACACUUUAAAAGGGGGAGAAAAGACAAAAAUUCUAGAUCUUAACCGAAAAAUCUGACUAGAUUUUGAUUUUGGAUGAAAAGGACAACAAAAUUGAAAUUACAGGGAUCCAGAUUUAAAAGGUUUGAGUUUUGGACUAAAGUGACAAAAGUGACCAAACCUCAGGGACCAUUUUGGCAGUUUACUCUAAAAAUGGUAAAGAAUAGUUUAAUUUGAUACUUGAAAACCAGUUUACUUCAAUGCUUUGAAAACACUUUUAAUAUUAUUAGAUCCGUGUAAUACACUAGUUUAAGGAUAAAAUAUCUUCAAGUUUGAUGCAAGUCUAUACUCACCGGAUGUCUUAAAUGGAGUUAUAUUUUUAGGCUUGUCAGUGUUCCGGUGACGUUAUCAUGAAAGAUAUUGAUCGAAAUAAUGGUUUAUGUAAUGGAACUCGACUACAGGUCCUAGGUUAUUGGGUACUCAUAUUAUCUUAUCUGGAAGUAAUAUUGGCACUCGAACGGUUAUCCCUA